GCGAGGCCAGGCCCGUAGAAGGAGGGGCGAGCGGGGUUGGGGCAGGCAGAGAGGCCGCCGUGGGGCCUGCACCAAUCCACACCCCGCUCCCUCCCCCAGCCUGCUUUUUUUUUCUUUUGCAUCCAAAGAAGUUUGCUGCGCCUUUGGCUCCGCCUGCUUCUCGGCCAGCCUCCAUCCCCGUUGCACACUCCGACAGACACACAUACACACACGCCUCCCCCGUGCAGGCUUGCCAAGCGCCUCCGAUGUGCACGAGCUCAGGCUCGCGGGCUUUAAAGCACAGGGCGCCCGCCGCUGCCCGCUCGCCCGCCGGCACCUGGCCUCGCCAGAGCCCCUUGCAGACAGGCGCUCGCCCGGCCCACCCGGGGGUCUGCGAGCUGCCACGGACGCCUGGCUCCUACGCAUAAGCGAGCCGGGGUUGGCAAGGGUCUCUGCCCCGGGGCACCGCGGCAACUGCUAGCCCGAAGUCUCCAAAGGUGCAGCCUCGUCGCCCAUGAGCCGGUGACGGCCCCCAGCCCCCGGGGGAUGGCGAGGCCCUCGAGCGACAGGUCCCCGGCCCCACAGCUGCUGGGCGGCCCGGCGGGAGGCGCGGCGCUGCACGGCCUGCGAAGCCUCCUGCAGGGGCCCGGGAAGACCAAGGAGCCGCCGGCCAGUUGUCUCCUAAAGGACAAGGAGCGCAAGGCGGCGGCCGGCGGCAGCGAGGAAGUGGGCGGCCUUUUAGGGGUCUCGGGCCGGCCCCGCUCGGGCCCGGGUCCCGGAGCUCUGCUGGCCUCCCUGCUGUGGGAGCGGCCCCUGCCCUUCGGCGACGUGGACGACGUAGACCUGGACGCCUUUCUGCUGGAGCACGGGCUGCCGCCCAGCCCUCCGGACCCUGGGCCGCCGCCGCCCCGCGCAGCCCCUGCCCCUAACGCCGCCGCCCCGUCCUGUUCCUCGGGCUCCUCGUCCCCGGCCCCGUCCAGCUCUUCCUCCCCAGUGCCAACGCCCACGCCGGCCUCUCCACGGCUGACCUCGGGGGGACACGUAUUGGGCCCCAGGGCCCUAGGCGCAGGUGGCUCGGGCUCCCAGCGCGCAGGCCCGGCCUCCCGGGACACCCCCAGCCCGGUGGACCCGGAGUCGGUGGAGGUGCUGAUGACUUUUGACCCCGACCCGGCCGACCUGGCCCUGUCCAGCGUCCCAGGCCAGGACACCUUUGACCCCCGGAAGCACCGCUUCUCUGAGGAGGAGCUGAAGCCGCAGCCCAUCAUGAAGAAGGCUCGGAAGAUUCAGGUGCCAGAGGAGCAGAAGGACGAGAAGUACUGGAGCCGGCGCUACAAGAACAACGAGGCGGCCAAGCGCUCGCGGGACGCGCGGCGGCUGAAGGAGAACCAGAUCUCGGUGCGGGCGGCCUUCCUGGAGAAGGAGAACGCCCUGCUCAGACAGGAGGUGGUCGCCGUUCGCCAGGAGCUCUCCCACUACCGCGCCGUGCUGUCGCGCUACCAGGCCCAGCACGGGGCCCUGUGACGCCUCCCCAGCGCCCCCAGGCCCCACCCCGGCCUCCCCGUUUCCGGACACUGCCUCCUGGUCCCCACUGGUUGCCGGCUCCCACCUCCACCCCAGAACAUUCUCCUUUGGGGAGGCCCUGGGCCCCACAACCCCAAGUUCUUGGCACACUGGGACCAGCAGGCUCUUCCCAGGAACACUGUGGCCCUGGGCAGACUUGGCCCCCUCCCCGGGCUGCAAGACACCCCUUCCUCCCUGGCCAGGACUGAGGGGCCAGCCCCGGGGAAGCGUCCCGCGGCAGCCCCAUUACUCUCCCUUGAACUCUGCCCCCUGCCUGCCCACUAGUAUGGCCGGGGAUGGGCCGUCUGGGCUCCUCGAGGGGCUAAGGCCCAGGGAUCAGUAGGGCACGGUGCUGAGAUGAUGAUAAAUCUAUCUAUAUAUAUAUAUAUAUUUUUUAAGAAAAAAGUACAGACCCCUCCUCCUCCUCUGAGAUGAGUGGGGGGAGGAUGCGGGAGUUGGGGGGGCCCCCCUUCCCAUUCCUUUGCUCCCUGGCCCUCUCCAACUGAAUAACUCCAAUAAACCAUGAGAAGCUGA
Molecule: messenger RNA, 2073 nt
Organism: Antechinus flavipes (yellow-footed antechinus)
Lineage: Eukaryota; Metazoa; Chordata; Mammalia; Dasyuromorphia; Dasyuridae
Gene: DBP
Product: D-box binding PAR bZIP transcription factor
Exons: 4
Coding region: 526-1500 (324 amino acids)
Biological process (GO): regulation of transcription by RNA polymerase II
Cellular component (GO): nucleus
Molecular function (GO): RNA polymerase II cis-regulatory region sequence-specific DNA binding; DNA-binding transcription factor activity, RNA polymerase II-specific
Source: RefSeq, a predicted model, not a curated record